GCUCCCAGGUUCAGGUUAGCAGCCUGACAGCCUGUCGAGCCGCACAAACACAAGCGUCCCCGGACCUUUUCUCCCUCGGAUUCACUGUUUGAAUUCAAUGGUUCCGCUCAGGCACGACGAGUCGGAGGACUGUCACUGACGUGCGACCAACACGAUGGUGUUGACCGGCCCCCCUGCGGCCGGAGCGGGCGGCACGUAUGUUGUGUAGAUCUAGUAAGCCGGCUAAGGCGGAAACGCCGGCUCACAAUGUGGCAGGAAGUGGCGUUUCAUUCACAGAGGCGUGUGACGCACUUUUUGGCAAAUCCCUUGCUUGAAGACGGAGCGCACGUGACCGAGGCGGGCUGCUGUCGGUAUGCAGAAGUUAAACCUGUGUGUACGUGCAGGGCCAGAGACCUGAUCACGUCACGAUUCCAACUCCUGCUGCAAUCAGGGAUCUAAACAAGCUGGAUGAAGGACCUGCGCCUCUUCACAGGCCCUCCAGUGCUUCCCUCCGCCUAUAUUCUUCUUUGAGCUGUGCGUGGCCACGACAGGGACAGGCCGCCUCCACCCACCAUCCGGGCUGCCAAAUAUUCAUCCUCCCGCCCAUGCCUCCUUACAUGAGGCACUGUCGCCCUGUUGACCAAUCACAGGCUGACACAGACAGAUUGCUGAAGAAAAACAGAAGCACACAGGAGGCUGCACGCAUUUUUGAAAACCAGUCACACACGACACACUCAUGCUGCUCUCCAUCAAUUUUUCUGCUGCUCACGGAUUUUUGUGCUGAGCUGGUUUUCUUAACUAUAACUCCAGAGAGGAUUUACAAGACUUUAGUGAAGUUCUGAUUUUCCCUCUAAUUCUGACUGCAUUUUCUCUUUGCUGUGUGUUUUAUACACAUCUGCCAACAUGUGCCUUCUGACAGCAGCCCUGCUGUUUUCUUUACUUGAUGCCUCCUCCUGUGUUCAGUUUCUGGCACCUCUGAACAUGGGUGGCGUCAUGGGACAGGUGCAGUUUAACUCCACCUCCCAGACAGCCACCGUAAACGUGAUGGGUGCCGGAACCUGUGGUUCGCUUAACUUUUCCCUCAGCCAGUUCCCUGUCAAGUACGGUCAUGACGCUCAGCCCUGUACUGAAGCGAAUAUCGGCUCCAGCGUCUUCACCUUCACCGCUGAUCCGGCCUCAAACCCCACUGUCAACGUGUCACGCCUCUUUGAGCAAACCUCAAACCUGGAUGACUUCUCGCUGACUCUGCAGACGUGUAGUGGCAAUAAAGUGUGCACUGUUGUGAGUCGAGGUCAAACGCUCAUGACUUAUCAGGCCAGGUUCUACGGCCCCGUUGCAGGUAAUGUUUACAUCCGCAUCAACACAGGACAGACUGACACCAGGCUGCUCGCAGACCUGGUUACCAUCGGUCAGGUCAAUGCCUCACAAACCAAUACCACCCUCUAUGGAUCUACGAGCUCCGCUGCAAACUGCAGUGUUCUUCUAGGGAGCUUAGAUCCCUCAGCUUUGACAGGGCUGGGUGUGGUGAAAGUCGGAACCCCUUUACAGCCUGAGAAGUCCCGUCUGGAGCUGACCAGCUUCCACGUCAACACAACCUUUCUUCUCAUUCGCAUGGGGUCAACUUUCAAGUGUGCUCAGAUUUACACUGUGCCACAGAAACAGGUGAGCGCUGUUAUGAAUAUGAGAGGGAUCAGAGGAUACUUCAGCUUCCGCCAGGCUUCCCCGUUUGAUGUGACAGAGGUGAGGGUGAACCUGACUAACUUACAGAACAGAGUCGGCACUUACCAUGUCCAUAAUUUUCCCGUCCCCUCAAUCAGGUUGCCUCGAUCAAGCAUGUGUUCAAAUGAUAAUGUGGGCGGCCACUGGAAUCCAUUCGGACUCAACACAAGCGCCCCGACAUAUCCAAAUGGGCCCGGAUCAACACACGACAUGUAUGAGGUCGGUGACCUCAGCGCCAAGCACAUGUUACUCACAGGCAGAAACACGGUGGACGUGAUGUUCAAGGACUUCAACCUCCCUCUGUUUGGAAAGAACAGCAUCGUAGGCCGCUCAGUUGUGAUCCACCAAGCAGAUGGCUCUAGGUAUGUUUGUGCCAGCAUCAGCUAUCCAGGUGAAGUGAUCGUAGCCAGAGCCAGAUUCCAGAGGCUUGUGGUUGGUGAGAUCUUGUUCACCCAGCUGAAAAACAACCCCCUGUCAGAUGUGUCCGUCUUCUCGGAUUUGUCUUAUGGAAAUCCCACAAUGACGCCAACCAGAAACCACAACUGGCAUGUUCACACAUACCCAAUCAGCUCAGAGCGGGACGAUGAUGAACGGCGCUGCAGCACAACAGGAGGACACUGGAACCCCUUUAAUGUUAACACGUCAGACAGCAGCUAUGCCCUCCACUGUCGCCCAUCCAGUCCCUUAUCCUGCGAGGUGGGAGACCUCUCCAGCAAACUCAGCACCAUCAACCUCGGCAUCAGCGUUGGCAGUGUGGAAGCAAAAUACUUCUUUACUGAUGUCACUUCAUGGUUGUCCGAGUCUGGCAUCAUCGGUCGUUCUGUGGUCAUCCAUCAAGCAGACAGAGGAGGUCCAAGGAUCGCUUGUGCCAACAUCACAAUGGUGCGGGUCCCUAAAGCUAGCACUGACAGCUGGUUUGGCCCUGGGAUGUCCAGUGGCCAGAUACAGUUCUCCCAGGCUGUCCCACAAGGCCCCACACAUAUAAACGUGUCUCUGAGGAAUCUGGACUCCUUAGCCGGCGGUUACCACGUACACAUUCUGCCCCUCAUACCAGGCAGCGUAGAGCCCUGCUCCAAUGCAAACAUCCUAGGCCACUUCAACCCUUUAGCCAUCAACAUAUCAAACAGCCCCGCAUCUGGAACUGGCACAGUUGACCAGUAUGAGAUAGGAGACAUCAGCGGAAAGUUUGGGACACUGAAUGGCCUCACUGAGUUUCAGGCUGCGUACAUGGAUCCUGACAUGCCAUUAACGGGACCCUUCAGUGUCGUGGGGAGAUCAAUUGUUAUUCACUACGUGAACGGAUCAAGACUGCGUUGUGCUGACGUCUCAGCUGACAGAGACACAGACGGACAAUGGACCCUCGCCAGGGCUGAAUUCAACGGUACAGUGACUGGGACAGUCAUAAUGCGCCAGCAGGUGUUUCCUGACGGGAGCUUCAGCGAUCUCACACUGGUGGUGAGACUUCAGUCAUCAGCGAGACAAAAUGCAACUGAAGCAGCAUUGUUCAUCAACCAAAUGGGUGCCACCAACAGCCAGUGCAGCAGAGCGGGCAACACAUUCAAUCCCUUCAACAUGACAUCAGUGAGCUCCAGCUGUUCACUGGAAAACCCUCUGAGCUGUGUGAUGGGAGAGGUGUCGGCAAGGCAAGGAAAUGUCAGCCUGACUCAGGGACAGGUCUUUACGGACAGCAUCAUCCAGCUCACUGGAGACGAGACAGUGGUCGGCAGAUCUCUGGUGCUGAUGAGCGGCGACAGCAUCAUCGCAUGUGCAGAAAUCCUCCCAGAAUCCCCUUCAGCAGAGCAGACCUUUCCCAAUGUGGCUAACUUCAGCAGAACGGACUUCCGUACGAGGGUCGCAAAUGUCCUGGGGACAGUCAGGGGAAGUGUCACCAUCCUGCCUGACUCUCCCCGCUCUGCAGCUAAUGGACAGUGCCAGACAGUCAGCUACAUGGUCUCUGGGAAUGUCAGCGCAGCGCUUCUGAUGUCGGUCAAAACCAGCGCGCAGAUGGGAGUGUUUAGAGAGUCUGACACAUGCAGAAGUGUAGGAACUGCAGGAAAUGCAGGUCUGCAGCUGCUACCAGGAACUCUUCUUCUUGGCUUGAUGUUUGCUGUCGCCCGCCUGCUGCCAUCUACAGCUUAUUUAUAGCCUCACCGUGCAUCACAAGUGCGGACACAUGGAUCCUCUCGUUGUAAAACUGUGAAUAUGUUCAUGAAAUGUGGUCCGACGAGUGAUACGGUGGUCAUCUAAUUAAUCAUCAGGCCAAUAAUUACUUUCUUUUUUCUUUUUCUUUUUUUUUUUUCUCAACAAAUAGUGAUCUUGUAUUUUUAAAGUUAACUCUUUGGGUAAGAGGCACAACAUGAUAAUAUCAGUGAAUUCAAAUACAGUGCAAAAUUCAUAGUUCAUACAUUCUUGUCAUAAUAAAAGGCACAGGUGAUGUAUAAAAUGUACAGACACAGGUGUAUAUUGGAUGUUGAUCAUCGUGGGUCCCUUUAAUUUAGUCAGUGAAGUCAGGUUGUUAGAGUCAAGCAGACAGCAGGAGCACAAUGUUUUUUUCUACUUUGUGACUAAAUGUAAUUUACACCAAACUGAAGCUGCUGUGCCCACUCACGUGUGGCUUAUUUUGAUAGACAGAUGGAAAGCCAUCACAUUUAACAGUAAUCAUCCUCUUCAACAAACUAUCCAUUGAUUGUUAAGUUAAGCCUUUAUAGAAGUGACAGGUUUCUGUAACAAUUAUUGUUCAUUUGUAUUCACUUGGACUAUUACUGUAAGAGGGUGGGUGAAGUUAAUGCUGUACGUUUUCCAAUACUGAGACUUUAUUUUCUGUUUAUGCACUAUCCAUUUAUCCAUGUCAAAUCGUGUGUAAAUAUCUUGAAAAUUGUGAAUAAAAUACAAUAAUGUU
Acanthopagrus latus (yellowfin seabream) is the source of this 4597-nucleotide messenger RNA. It is a transcript of the gene cusr, whose product is annotated as Copper-only SOD repeat protein. The record is from RefSeq and is a predicted model, not a curated record. Lineage: Eukaryota; Metazoa; Chordata; Actinopteri; Spariformes; Sparidae. The transcript has 12 exons. Bases 883 to 3843 code for a protein of 986 amino acids. Gene Ontology annotation, biological process: superoxide metabolic process. Gene Ontology annotation, molecular function: metal ion binding.